AUGGGAAGACUUUAUCUUGAUUACCUUGAAGGCAAUAACAUUUUUACAUGCACUACUUGUUAGGUGCACUUGACAUCAUAUAAUGAACUUAUUUCAAAAGCAUUUAAAGGUAGACAUGGUAAAGCAUACUUAUUCAAUUCAGUAAUUAACAUCACCUGUGGUCCAAUUGAGGAAAGAAUUCUUCUAAGUGGUAAACAUUAAGUGAGCGAUAUUUUAUGUAAAAAAUGCCACACUGUAUUAGGAUGGAAAUAUGAUCGAGCUUUUGAAGAAUCUUAAAAGUAUAAGGAAGGUAAAUUUAUUUUGGAAAAAGCAUAACUCAAAAAGUAACACUGGACAUACUGA
Tetrahymena thermophila SB210 is the source of this 342-nucleotide messenger RNA. RefSeq names its product yippee zinc-binding protein, putative. NCBI's taxonomy places the organism in Eukaryota, Ciliophora, Oligohymenophorea, Hymenostomatida, Tetrahymenidae. The record is from RefSeq and is a predicted model, not a curated record. The transcript is spliced from 4 exons.